UAAACACAAGGCAUUAGCAACUUGGUGUCAUUAAUUACCAAAACCAAACUUGGGCUUUCAGCAGGAGCGGGUCAAGGCCGAGUUCUGGAAAUGGUUCAAGUGUGAAGACGGACAGGAGGAGAGGGCAGAUAAGCACAUUGAGAAAACCUGCAAAUCAAGAAUCUCCAACAUGCACUACGAGGAGCGCAUCACUCUCACCAUCAAGUACUACGCCGAGCACCUUAGUCAGAAGAUCAACAAGGCAGAGGCAAGACAGUCGCUUCUGACCCAGGAACAGUUCCUAGAGAUGAUUCCAUGGUGGUGCGCGUCAUAUGCCGACUGUUGGGAGAAGAUUGUGAACAGUUGGUUUGUGCCUGGAGUAGCCGAGGAUCGCGACUCCCACCGUGACCGGGCUAAGCAGAAGCAAGACCCCACACACCAUCAAGGAAGCAGCAGCCUCAGCGGGUACCAAAAAAAUGGUCGUCUUCGCAUGGUGGCCGGACUUUGUCAAAGUUCCAGGCAUAUGGAAUGGCCCGCAAGGCAAAGGCGUCUUCCGAUGUCACCUUCAACGUGGAUGACCCGCCCGAGGCGUACAGCGACCCGGGCAUCCACGCACGCAUCACUACCUAUGCGUCUGAGGUUAGGUCGGUUCGGUCAGACUGGGAUCCGAGCACCGAUGACAUUGAUGGGACGGUGGUCAUGA
Messenger RNA from Sorghum bicolor (sorghum), 682 nucleotides. RefSeq lists its product as uncharacterized. Gene Ontology annotation, biological process: transposition. The transcript has 4 exons. NCBI's taxonomy places the organism in Eukaryota, Viridiplantae, Streptophyta, Magnoliopsida, Poales, Poaceae. Bases 170 to 682 code for a protein of 170 amino acids. The record is from RefSeq and is a predicted model, not a curated record.